Molecule: messenger RNA, 2133 nt
Organism: Salvelinus fontinalis (brook trout)
Lineage: Eukaryota; Metazoa; Chordata; Actinopteri; Salmoniformes; Salmonidae
Product: zinc finger protein 883-like
Exons: 5
Coding region: 1-1842 (613 amino acids)
Biological process (GO): regulation of transcription by RNA polymerase II
Cellular component (GO): nucleus
Molecular function (GO): DNA-binding transcription factor activity, RNA polymerase II-specific; RNA polymerase II cis-regulatory region sequence-specific DNA binding
Source: RefSeq, a predicted model, not a curated record
AUGUGUUACAUUGUCACAUUGAAAGAAGAAGAUGAUAUUACAGUGAAAGAGGAAGAUGGGAAAGAGGUUGUCAGAGUGGAAGAGGUAGAAGCUUUCAGAAUCAAAAAGGAGGAAGAUGCCAUAACAUUGAAAGAAGAGAAUGUAGUGAAAGAAGAGGAAGAACCUUUUAGAGUAAAAGAGGAAGAGGAGGCUAUCUCAAUAAAAGAGGAGGAAGACGUUUUGGGAGUGAAAAAGGAGGCGACUGAAGAUCCGAUUACCACCAGCGAGAGACAUGACUAUUGUCAAUCCUCUGGGGAGCCUCAACAACAUCCUGAUGCUGACGAGGCAGAGAAGAGUCUCUCCAGAUCAGAACACCAGAUGGACAACGCUAGCCCUUCCUCCCUCCCGGAGUCCCCGUGUCGUGCCUCUCCCGGUAGCGCAGUACUGCUGGGUAUGAAGAGGUUGUAUGUGCAGCUGGUGGACUGCAGGAAAACAACGGGGCUGAGUGGAACUGUGAGAGGAGAAGAAGAGAAGAAAGGAUCAGAUUUGACACAUCAAAGAGAAAAACCAGAGCCAGGGACGUCCAAACCAGCAAGACGAACCCAGUGCUCCCACUGUAGAAAGGGUUGUAACCGGUUAUGGGACCUGAAACGGCAUGAGAGAAGACACACACGGGAGAAGCCUUACCACUGCUCCCAAUGUGGAAAGGGUUUCAGCGAGGCGGCGAAGCUAAAACGGCAUGAAGGAAAAUACACAGGGGAGAAGCCUUACCACUGCCCCCAGUGUGGAAAGGGUUUUAAAUGUAUAGCACACCUAAAAAAACAUGAGAGAAUCCACACAGGGGAGAAGCCUUACAACUGCCCCCAGUGUGGAAAGUGUUUUAAAUUUAUAGCACACCUGAAAAAACAUGAGAGAAUCCACAUAGGGGAGAAGCCUUGCCACUGCUCCCAGUGUGGAAAGUGUUUUAACCGGCCUGCGAAGCUGAAACGGCAUGAGAGAAUACACACAGGGGAGAAGCCUUACCACUGCUCCCAGUGCGGAAAGAGUUUUACCAAUUUAGGGAGCCUGAAAAACCAUGAGAGAAUACACACAGGGGAGAAGCCUUUCCUCUGCUCCCAGUGCGGAAAGAGUUUUACCAAUUUAGGGAACCUGAAAAACCAUGAGAGAAUACACAGAGGGGAGAAGCCUUACAACUGCUCCCAGUGUGGAAAGUGUUUUAACCGGCCUGCGAAGCUGAAACGGCAUGAGAGAAUACACACAGGGGAGAAGCCUUACCACUGCUCCCAGUGCGGAAAGAGUUUUACCAAUUUAGGGAGCCUGAAAAACCAUGAGAGAAUACACACAGGGGAGAAGCCUUACCACUGCUCCCAGUGUGGAAAGUGUUUUAACCAGUUAGGGAACCUGAAAGAACACGAGAGAAUACACACAGGUGAGAACCCUUACCACUGCUCCCAGUGUGGAAAGUGUUUUAACAAGUUAGGGAACCUGAAAGAACACGAGAGAAGCCACACAGGUGAGAAGCCUUACCAUUGCUCCCAGUGUGGAAAGUGUUUUAACAAGUUAGGGAACCUGAAAGAACACGAGAGAAGCCACACAGGUGAGAACCCUUACCACUGCUCCCAGUGUGGAAAGUUUUUCAGCCGGUCAGGGGAGCUGAUACGUCACGAGAGAAUACACACAGGUGAGAAGCCUUACCAUUGCUCCCAGUGUGGAAAGGGUUGCAACUGGCCUGCGGAACUGAAACGACAUGAGAGAAUCCACACAGGGGAGAAGCCUUACCACUGCUCCCAGUGUGGAAAGGGUUUCAGCCGGCCUGCGGAUCUGAAACGGCAUGAGAGAAUACACACACGGGAGAAGCCUUAACACUGCUCCCAAUGUGGAAAGGGUUUCAGAGAGGCGGCGAAGCCGAAACGGCAUGAAGGAAUACACACGGGAGAAGCCUUACCACUGCUCUCAGUGUGGAAAGGGUUUCAACCGGCCUGCGAAGCCGAAACGGCAUGAGAGAAUACACACAGGGGAGAAGCCUUACAACUGCUCCCAGUGUGGAAAGUGUUUUAACCAGUUAGGGAACCUGAAAGAACACGAGAAUACACACAGGGGAGAAGCCUUACCUAUGCUCCCAGUGUGGAAAGUGUUUUAACCAGUUAGGGAACC